Messenger RNA from Silurus meridionalis, 1372 nucleotides. RefSeq names its product Spi-2 proto-oncogene (gene spi2). Gene Ontology annotation, molecular function: sequence-specific DNA binding; DNA-binding transcription factor activity, RNA polymerase II-specific. Bases 386 to 1036 code for a protein of 216 amino acids. Lineage: Eukaryota; Metazoa; Chordata; Actinopteri; Siluriformes; Siluridae. The record is from RefSeq and is a predicted model, not a curated record. Gene Ontology annotation, cellular component: nucleus. The transcript has 5 exons. Gene Ontology annotation, biological process: cell differentiation; regulation of transcription by RNA polymerase II.
AUAAUGCUUAAAAAGUCAGGGAGGUGUGUGAGACGGAGAUCAGCAGCUUCUACUGUUCUGGUGGUUGGGGUGCUGAGCGUGUUUGUCGGAGUUGUUUGAAGGUUUGGGGUCUCAGACAGACCACGUUUGUCAUGUAGGUUGUAGAUCAUGACUGCGGAGGCAGUCCGUUCCCCGUCAUGGAGCUUAUUAAGAGGGGAGACUCGGCAUGGAUCGGAAAACGCAAUAACAGCUGCAUUCGAUCCAGUAAUUGCUUGGCGUUGUGUGUGUUAGAUUUGCAUGUUAGAUUUUGUUAGACACUUUUUUUCCCCUUAUAUAGUUUUAAUGAAUAGGAAGAUUUGCCUAAAAAAACACAGUCUGUAAAGACCUGGUGUGGUGGCAGAGCGACAUGAAUCCCUCCAUGAAUUAUCAGACAGACCUCGAGGUCAUUUUGGAGUUCCUUGAAGAGCAUUGCAGACAGGAGACUAGAGGCCUGUGGGACAAUGCUGAUUUGCAUAUGAAUCAGCAAAGCAUCGGAGACAACUACGGCAUUCUGUCAGCAAAGUCUCAACCUGCUACAGGAAAGGAAAUGGGUUUCGAUUCAGCUGGACUCAGGAACACAGUAAUCCAGAGUUUGUCCAUGGAGGAAACUUUAAACGCUCCUGCUGGAGAGGAGAGAGUUUCGGGUCAACACACGAGCCCGGGGGAAAAAGACGAAUCCAGCUCUACACCUGCAGGCAGAGUUCCAGGAAAAAAGCUGCGUCUCUUCCACUUCUUGUUCGAGAUGCUUGAGGACCCUGGAAUGGCCCACUGCUUGUCCUGGGUGCCUGCGUCCGUCGGGGUUUUCCGCUUCUCGUCCACCUAUAAAGAGCAUGUGGCAGCACUCUGGGGCCAGCGCAAGGGCAACCGAAGGCCCAUGACCUACCAGAAGAUGUCCCGCGCCCUGAGAAACUACACCCGCUCCGGAGAAAUCAUUAAAGUGAGAAAAAAACUGACCUACCAGUUCAGUGGAGCGGUUCUGACUACGUUACGGAGUCAGCAGCCAAUAAAAAACGCCUGAUCGUUUCUUUUUUUUUUCUUUUUUUUGUUGUUUUACGCUUUUUUUUAUAAUUCCCUGUCUGUCUCUGAGUCAGUAUUCAGUCCGAGGCUGUAACGAUGCAGAAAUUCUGUGUUUUUGUUUUUUCCAUAACAAUUAAUGACACUAAAAAAUCAUACUAAAGUACAAAGAGGAACUAAAUAAUACAAUGUUAAAGAUCACCAUUAAAGCUUUUGACUGCAUGAAGCACAACACUGUAUAUGUUCUGCAGCAAUUCUGCAACGUUUUUACUUCUGUCUUUGUGUUUUUCUUGAGCUGGAGUGAUUUUUUUUUUAUACAAAAUAAAGUGAUUCUACUUUU